CAUGGCGCCAAUACCGCAAGAUGUAUCCAGCUCCGAUGGCACCGCAGAUUCUGGAGACAGGGUCGUCAUCUCCGGAAUGGCGGGCCUUUACCCUGACUCACAUAACGUCAAAGAGUACCGCGAUAUUCUUUACAAUAAGGUAAAUCCAACGGCAACGAAAAAUGCUCGUUGGGAGUACAACCACCCGGAGGUAGCUCAAUACACAGGAAAAGUACCAGAGCUGGAGUAUUUCGACGCGCAAUUCUUCAAAGUGCACUAUCGCCUCGGAAACUCCAUGGACACCAUGGCGAGGAAGAUUCUAGAACAAGCAUACGAUGCUAUUUAUGAUGCAGGUGUGAGUCCAGAGCAACUGUCUGGCACAAAAGUUGGCGUCUACGUUGGUACUUGUUUCUCAGAAACCGAAAAAGCUUGCUUUUAUGUAGCUAGCACAAGAUCAGGCUUUGGUAUAGCAGGAUGCAAUAAAUCGAUGUUCGCCAAUCGAGUUUCCUACUGGUUGAACGCGAAGGGACCGUCGAUGUCUGUAGACCAGGCCUGCUGCAGUUCUACUGUCGCUUUGGACCUGGCAUACCAGGCUAUUAAGCACGGAGAAAUCGAUUCUGCUAUUGUUGGUGGGGCAAAUAUUUGCUUGCAUCCACAGUCUUCUGUGCAUUAUGGACGAAUCAUGCCCAUAAGUAAAGAUGGAAAAACAAAAUCAUUUGAUAAGGACGCGAGUGGUUGUACAAGAUCUGAAGCCGUCAAUGUUUUGUUCCUACAGAAGGCAAAAAAUGCACUGAGGAUAUAUGCCGAAGUAAUUCACAUAAAAUCUGAAUUCCGCGGUUUACUUGAAGGUGAAAACGGACCUAAAUAUGGUUUUUACCGGGAACCGAAUGACAUGGCGGUGUUCUUGAAAAAUUUUUACAAAGAAGCAAAUGUGCCUCCCCAAUCUGUUGAAUACGUCGAGGCAGUUGGUUCUGCUACCCCCGAAGCAGAUAAAGCAGAAUUAGAAGCUUUAGGUAAAGUGUUUUGUGAAAAUCGUGAUGAUCCUCUUUUAGUUGGAAGUGUGAUGUCUAACAUUGGCUAUGGAGAGGCAGCGUCUGGAGUGUCUGCUAUAACAAAAGUACUAUUGGGUUAUGAAAAUGGCAAAAUUGCAGCGAAUCUUAAUUGUGAGAAUCCAAGAAAUGAUGUUGAUGCAUUGAAGAAGGGAAAAAUGCGUAUUGUGACUGAACACCAGUCGAUUGGAGGUGGUUAUGCUGCUAUCAAUGGAUUGUCAGUGACUGGUGUUAACGCUCAUGUAUUACUACGUGGGCACAAUAAACCAAAGGACUUAAAUCGCUAUAAGAGCAACAUUCCGCGACUAGUAACUAUUUCGGGCAGACAACAGUCCGCUGUUGAAAAUAUAUUAGAGGACUUGAAGAGCCGUCCCAUCGAUCCCGAGGAACUUGCCCUUUUCCAUAACAUUCACCAGACUAGAAUCAGUGGGCACUUGGGACGAGGAUAUAUCAUAUUAGACACAGAUGAAUUCAAUGAGACAGUAAGCCUUAGCCAAAAAGCCAAUUACUUCGAUGACGCGGUUCGUCCGCUGUGGUUCGUGUACAGCGGGAUGGGCUCGCAGUGGCCCGAGAUGGGGAAACAGCUCAUGCGCAUACCUGUCUUCGCCGCAGCUAUAGAAAGCUGCCAAAAAGUGCUCGAGCCAAAGGGUGUGGACAUAAUCCAUAUAAUAACUUCACCAGACAAGAAAAUCUUCGACAAUAUCUUAUAUUCGUUUGUUGGAAUUGCUGCAAUACAAAUUGGGCUUACUGAUGUUCUUACAGAAUUGGGAAUUGUACCUGAUAAAAUUAUCGGUCACAGUGUAGGCGAGUUAGGAUGUGCGUACGCAGACGGUUGCCUCACAGCGGAAGAGAUGAUUCUCUCCGCGUACAGCCGCGGGCUCGUGUCUGUACAGACACCGUUCAUUAAGGGAUCAAUGGCGGCUGUUGGAAUUGGGUAUCAGCAGAUUUCCAAAAUGUGUCCACCAGAAAUUGAAGUGGCAUGUCGCAACAGUUCCGAAUCAUCGACUAUCUCAGGGCCAGCAGAUGCUAUGAAGGAGUUUGUUGAUUCUCUGACCGCGAAGGGCAUAUUUGCUAAGGAAGUCCCAUGUUCCAACAUCGCGUAUCACUCAAGAUAUAUUGCUGACGCAGGACCUGGUCUUUUAAAAUACUUAAGCGAAGUAAUAAAGACUCCGCGACUGCGCUCCGAACGCUGGGUAUCAACAUCUAUUCCUGAAGAAAGAUGGGAAGAGCCACUUGCAAAGUACUCCUCAGCGGAAUAUCACACCAAUAACUUGCUUAAUCCAGUUCUAUUCGAGGAGACAUCUCAACAUAUACCACAGAAUGCAGUGCUUGUCGAAGUAGCACCACACGGUCUUUUGCAAGCAAUCCUGAAACGUUCUUUACCUAACUGUACAAAUAUACCACUCACUCGCCGAGGCCAUGCCGAUAAUGUCGUACAUUUAUUGGAAGCCAUUGGAAAUGUGUUUAUGGAAGGAUACUACCCAAAGAUACAGAACCUUUACCCGAAAGUAGAAUUCCCUGUAUCUACGGGAACACCGAUGCUGGGACAUUUGGUGGAAUGGGCACAAACGGAAAAAUGGAAUCUACCUUUAUACGUGUCUGCACAUAGACAAAUGGCAGCGGCCUGCAAAUUCGUUCUUUCCAUACACGAUGAUGAACACAGCUAUUUACGCGGACAUAUUAUCAAAGGCAAAAACUACUACCGAUUCUCUGCUGCCCUGGUAGCGGUGUGGGACACUCUAGCUAUGGUUUUGGGGCAGAAAAAGAAGAGUAUAUCGGUUCAGUUCCAGAAUAUUCUGUUUUUAUCUCAGCCUUUGUUACACAACAUAAGACAACUACGCCUAACUGUAGCUCUACAUAGAGGCACUGGAAAAUUUGAGGUUACUAAUGAAGGCAUUACUGUAGCUACUGGAGGUAUUCAAGUAGUCGAAAAGAGCAAGAACCAUCGACUAUUCAGGCUUCCAGCUGAACACAAAGAACCAUUGACCCUCCAGACUGAAGAUAUCUACAAAUUACUUUAUACGCGCGAUUAUCACUACAGGGACGAUUUCCAGAGUAUUAACGAAGCAAACCAGACGUUAACCGAGGCUAACAUUCAUUGGAAGAAAAAUUGGGUUACCUUGAUUGAUGGUCUAUUACAGUUAAAUGCAUUACGAGUUCCAAAUAGUAGCGUGUCGCAACUAGACUCCAUAAGGGAGAUGCAUAUAAAUAUUGACGAGCAUAGGAUAUAUUCCGACAGCAAAGUGCUAACAGCUGAUGUUCUUGAAGUUUACGACUGUACUAGGUGUGGUGGUGUCCUUAUAGAAAAUCUAAGAUUCCAGGAUUUGCCUUUGGCAAAACAGGACAGCAUUGCCAUUAAGUACUUGCAAUUUGUACCACAUAUUACAAAUAACCAGUUAAAUGAAGCAUCUGCGCUAUGUGUACUUCUUCAAAUAGUCGCUGAAAAUGUGAAUAAUAAUGAAAUAACUGCGGUUAAAAUAUAUAAUAACGCUGAAAGAAAAAAGCUUUUGCAUAACGUUGACGUCUUCUUUGUCAACGAUUUAUGUAGUGAUGAUAAGAUGUGCAAAGAACUUCAUAAAAUUCUGCUUCCUAAUACAUUUAUCAUUAAUAGAGAAUACUGCGCCGAAGCCAAAACGCGACCUUCUUCCUUGUACACAGUAAUUUGCGACCAUGUAAUUGAAAAACAGAAAAUACAAUUAAUCAAAUGGAAUCCAAAAAAUAUCGCUUCAGCAACAAGUGCUGUUACUAUCACAGACAAAUCCGGUUUAUUACAUCUAAGAUCCCUACUGGAUACUUUACCUGUAAAACAAAGAGUUCUCGUAUUUGCUCAAUAUCCAGCAAUAUCUUAUUUGGAAAAUUUGGUAAAGCAAUGGAGGAUGCAGGGACGCAUUAUGAAUUUAUGUAUAAUAAACCAUGAACUCAAUGAAGGUCAGUUUAUGGAAGAUUUACCUGAAUCUGACUUGGCCGUUAAUGUUUUUGACCACGGCGUUUGGGGAGGUAAGUACUACGUUCCAGGAAGACAGCUGACUCACACGGGCCAGUGCGCUAUGCUACAAAGUUCAAAACUUGGAGAUAUUGAGUCACUGAAAUGGUUCGAAGCACCUAAAGUUUCUGACUCUGGAAUAAAUGUUCAGGUUCAUUAUGCUGGAAUAAAUGAUCUGGAUGCUAAGAGGGCUUAUGGUAUAAUUCCAUUCAGUGAAAACACAACUAAAGGUUAUUAUGGAUUGGACUAUAGUGGAGUGACCAAAAAUGGUACCAAAGUUAUGGGCAUGAUCAAUGGAGGUUCUGUGAGCAAUGAAAUUAAAGCUAAUCCAAACCUCUUGUGGCCCGUACCAGAACAUUGGACACUCGAAGAUGCAGCAACCGUUCCUUUGGCCUACUGUAUGGCACUUUACGUUUUGAAUAUUAAAGGUACAUUCGCUCCCGGCAUCAAAGUUUUAAUUCACUCUGGUACCGGUGCUUUAGGACAGGCUGCUAUAUCCAUAUGUUUAGCUUACGAUUGUGAGGUAUAUACAACAGUGAGCGAUUGUAGCAAGAAACGCUUCCUCAAAAAGUUGUUCCCAAAACUAAAAGAAGAAAACAUCGGAAAUUCGAGAGAUAUUACAUUUGGAGAUAUAGUUCUCUCAAGUACUAAGGGAACAGGCUGCGACAUAGUUCUCGGCAGCCUCAAGGGUGAACUCAAAAAUGCAUCUUUGAAAUGCUGUGGACCAUCUGGUGUAACAAUAGAUACAAGUUUAAUAAGCAGCCGUGAGGAUUAUAACUUUGGAAUGCACUGCCUUACAAAAAACAGAACAUUUAAAAUAAUUAACUUCUCAUCAAUAUUUGAACCUGGAAAGGAACUUGUAAGAAAGCAACUUCAAUUGCAAUUAAGUGAAGGUAUAGCUAAAGGCUACGUGCGACCCCUGACUCGUGUAGUGUACAGUCCUAACGAGGUGCUAAGAGCAUUUAAUUUGGUGGCAACUAGCAAACACCGCGGUCGAGUGCUGAUCGAUAUGAAACAGGACAUUUGUAUGGAAAAAGCAAGAUUAAAUUGUUCUCCAAAUAAUGCUCACAUAGUGUUAUCGGACAAUGAUGUACUAGCAAUGCAACUUGUUGAUCGACUUGUCGACCGAGGAGUCCGAAAUUUGAAUCUUAUUUACGAAGGCCGAUCUGAAAGUUUGCUAUUUAAAAUAAGAAUGUGGAGAAAAACGGGAGUUGAGGUGAAAAUACAAGAAAAAGAAGACAUUGCCGACAAAAAUAUAAUUCUUAAUAUUCUACAAGACGAUAAAAAGAAUAACAUUGAAGGAGUAUAUGCCAUACUUACGAAUGAUAGCAAAUUUGACAGAGUAAAUGAAUUUUUGGAAGAUUUGGAUUCACAAACGAGAUUAUUAUGUCCUCAGCUAAGGUAUUUUGCUAUCAUAAACAACGAAAAUGUGAUUGGUGAACAGGUAACAUUAUUGAGGGCAAAACUUGGUUAUCCUGCUACUCUCAUUCGACUUCCGUCGCUAUUAAAGAAUGAACUCAACGAUGGCCAGCAUCAAUUAAUGUCAAUAAGAAGUGCUAUUGAUGCAGUUGAAGAAGCUAUGAUAUCUCAAGAAGCAGUCAGCAAAGCACAACUUGUACCACAUAUACCUAACAAAUCUUUGAUUGACGACGUUGCUAAAUGGGCUGGAGUUAAACUUCCAGUAGAAGUAGAUGAGAACCUUACUCUGUCAGAUUUAGGCAUGGAUGUAGACCGAGCACAGGCCGUGCAAGCUGGUUUGAAAAAUGAGUACAAUAUAUACUACCGUGAAGACGAAAUAUCCGAUCUAACAAUACAAAGAAUUGGCCAAAUAGAAGAACUGUUGUAUGAAUCAGAGUAUAAAGAUACUACGGGUUUGGAAACGUUUUAUUCUUACGUAGAUUCGGAUGAACUAUUUGCUACAACUGAGAUGGCCUUUUUGUCUACAUUGACCAACAGCGCAUCUAUGCGUGAUGAUGAAUUCGACUCAAGUCAAAAGUUCCUGUGUAUUGUUCCUGGAGUGGAAGGACAUUACAAGCGCUUCUCAGAAUUGUGUGAAAGACUAAAGUUACCAGCUCUGGUGCUGCAACCAGGUUUAGCAAUGGCUAAAAAUGAAACAUUACAAGAUGUUGCUCUACGCUUUGCUAAGACACUAUUAAAACGGACCGAACUAAAAGAAAACUUCUAUCUACUGGGUUACGAGUCAGGAGUCAUCAUUGCUUUAGAAAUGGCAGCCAUUCUGGAGGAAUACGGUCUGACGGGUAUAGUAUAUUGCAUUGGAGGUACACCCAACGGUAUUCAAAUGCAAUUCGCUUCAAAACUUCAACAAUUCCAAGAUGAGACAUCGCUUCAGGAAGCCGUGGGCAGGCACAUGGUGAAUAUUAUGUCGGGGCAAAGUAGUGCUUCACUAGAAACAGCCUUUGAGAAGGCUCCAACUUGGAAAGAAAAAGUAGAUAGCUGUUUACGUGAUUUGAGAGGACGAGUCAAUCAUUCCGCCCAAUAUACUAGAGAGCUCAUAGAGACAGCAUAUUCACGUAUUGUACAAGUCAGAAAUUAUUCGUCGAAGCCGCAGAAAUUGCGAUCGCUGCUAAUUGUGAUGACACCUAGUGAUUGGUUUGAAAAGUUCUCUUUACAGGAUUAUUCUGUGCAGCCAAUAGUUGAAUACAAACUUAAAGCACCAUUAGCUUACGCAGCUCAAGAUCUGCGUUGUGCUGGAAUAAUAAACAGACAUCUUGACGAAGAUAUAUUAGAAGCAUUUGAGCAUAAGAAUAUAUGUGAGACGUACCUACUGAAUGCGGAUACUUUUAUGACCACUAAUUAGUUCACUUUGUGUUGAAUAAAUAAACGGUUUUAUGAAUUUA
Messenger RNA from Colias croceus (clouded yellow), 6869 nucleotides. RefSeq names its product fatty acid synthase-like. The record is from RefSeq and is a predicted model, not a curated record. Gene Ontology annotation, biological process: fatty acid biosynthetic process. NCBI's taxonomy places the organism in Eukaryota, Metazoa, Arthropoda, Insecta, Lepidoptera, Pieridae. Gene Ontology annotation, molecular function: oxidoreductase activity; fatty acid synthase activity.